CUUUCCAGUAGUGCACUAUUCUGCUAGCAUGUAGCUGGUGCGGCCACUACCGCACCUCACUAAAAUUUUGAUCUUGAACACACUCGUUCAUCACCAAUGUCCCUUCCUAUAGUCAAGAGUCCGUUAAGGAUCAGGUUGGCCCGUUUCGGGAGAAAGCACCAGCCGUUAUACAACAUCGUGGUCGCCAAGAAAGGGUCUGCUCGUGACAGCUUACCAAUCGAAGUCUUGGGAACCUACAACCCAGUGCCAGUUCCAUUAACCCCAGAAGAAAAAGCCGCUGGCGUCAAGGCGUUCAAAGAUAUACAGUUGGACUUCAACAGAUCGAAGUACUGGGUCGGUGUGGGUGCCGAUGUCAGCGAAAGAGUCACGUUCUUGUUCAAGAAGGCUGGAUUGUUGCCAGAAACUUGGCCCAAGCCUCACAAGUUGACUCAGCAUGUUGAGAAGGAGAUCGUCAAGGACUCUACCGUGGUUUACGAAAAGCCUAGAGAGUUGUAUAGAAAAAGAUAGGGGGCUUGUACAUAAUAAUAAAUAGCAUAAGGAAGAAAUGCCUGUGAGCAUGU
This is a messenger RNA of Suhomyces tanzawaensis NRRL Y-17324, 560 nucleotides long. RefSeq names its product mitochondrial 37S ribosomal protein bS16m. The transcript has a single exon. Bases 97 to 507 code for a protein of 136 amino acids. Lineage: Eukaryota; Fungi; Ascomycota; Pichiomycetes; Serinales; Debaryomycetaceae. Gene Ontology annotation, molecular function: structural constituent of ribosome. Gene Ontology annotation, biological process: mitochondrial translation. Gene Ontology annotation, cellular component: ribosome; mitochondrial small ribosomal subunit. The record is from RefSeq and is a predicted model, not a curated record.